Molecule: messenger RNA, 5315 nt
Organism: Amyelois transitella
Lineage: Eukaryota; Metazoa; Arthropoda; Insecta; Lepidoptera; Pyralidae
Exons: 2
Coding region: 2433-4223 (596 amino acids)
Source: RefSeq, a predicted model, not a curated record
UUCAGCCCUAAGGAUUAUCAUGGAGAAAUACAGAUCGAAGAACACGCCGCUUUUUUUUCCUAUUUUUGGAUAUGGAGAAGGCCUUCGACUGGAUUCCUCGAGCGUUGAUCUGGUGGGCACUGAGGUCUAAAGGGGUUCCAGUGAUCUAUAUUGAUGUAAUCCGAGACAUGUAUCGUACUUCGGUCUUAAGUCCAGACCGCUGUUGGUGGGUUGAUACUAAACCCUGCCCCGUCUCAGUAGGAAUUCCCCAAAGUUGGAAGGAAUCACUCAGGAAGCAAUGAGGAAGGAACGAAGGUAGUGGAAAUACCAGCGAGUCUCAACAGUUUCAGUAUUUAUUUUUAAAAAGUCAUAAUAAAAUAAAGAAAUAUGUCAAAACACAUAGAAUGAUACAACGUACUAAAAGAAAAUGAGUUGAACAAAGAAAAUGUAAAUCAUUAGCUCAAUCAAGUUAAAAAAAAAUGCGUUUAUGAAAACAAUAAUAAGCAUAUGAAGUUGACCUAGGUAUAUUUAAAUAUCCAUACAUAUGACACUGAGAUUCAUAAAUUAGAGUCAAAGAUGCAAAAUUACAAACUUAUUAAAUAAAAGUUUUUGUACAGGUUUAAAAACUAGUCGGAGAAUCUAGUCGUUACAAAGGACUGAAUGGCGCUCUCACGCCAGACCAGCUGAGCUAUUGUACCCUUGAUAAUACAAUGUCACAUGUAGUUGACUCUCCCGAGUUUAGAGAAUGUCUCACUGGAUCAGAUAAUUCUCAAGGAUAGGUACCAUUGAUAACAGUUUUAAUAAAACAUUAAAUUGAAAUUCAUUGUUUAUUUACUGAGAUAAGCUAGACCAAAGUGAACGCAUUGUAUCCUUAACAAAGUUUCUGUGAGAAUUGAUAUUUCCUCCCGUUUUCUGAAUGAAUUCUCAAUAAGAAUAUUGAAUAUCGCAUUAUAUUUGCGAUGGUAAUUAUAGUUUUUAAUAAAGAAAUUAAUUUUAUUAAUAACAACAUUUAAGAUGCGUUUUUCCAGAGUAUGAACAUUGUGAAUUUACAAUAAUAUAAAGACCUGCCUUUACAACGAUAACGAAGAACAACGAUUUGCCGUGAAUGCCAUUUUUGUAAGUCUUAUCUUAGGUUUUCUUAUAACAAAAAUGCUGCCCGACCUAAAAAUCUUACAUGUAUGUAUUAACAUGUAAAAUAGAAGAGAACAAUAAACCAUCAUCCUAUUAGAGCAACAUAGGAGAAAUUAACAUAAGUCUUAAUUAGGGUAAUUGAAAAAUUAUAAAUUUACAAUAAAAUAAAGACACCGCCUGACAUUACACCUAUCUAUUUUUGUUGAAAAUAACAGCAACGAAUGCGAUUGCUAUUGACAAAAUGUUUAGAGAAACAAACAAAAAAAGUCUUACAAAGACGCGAAAGCGAGACUACCAAAGGAGCUGUAAUGGAAUCUGCUGCAAAUAAAGCAAUUUUUAAUUUAAAAGUUGUUUCAUUAAAGGGCGUUCACGACGUCAACCAAUAUUGUUAAACUAAAAUAUACGACAAUUAUUAAGUGGUGUUUGAAACGUCUAUAGGGUGAUGGCACCAGUAAUCGACAUGUACCCAGUGAUCGACAUCUAACCUAGUCUUAAGGAAAAAAUAAGAGUUAUAUUUUGAUUUCCCGUCAUGGCAACACUUAAUCAUAGACAACAGGACUCCCUCUGUCGUCACAAAACAGAACUUUGGGCUCGGCCAUUUGUUUUCAAAAUGGCGAGCUAAAUAUUACUGUCACCGUUUGUGUUCCUUAGCUAAUCCGAUUUUAUUAGCGAAAUCCAUAACAAGAUGGCACCCAGAAAAAAUUAUACGUCCGAGCAAAUGGCUAAAGCUGUUGAUGCUGUCCGCAAAGGCGAAAAAGUUGCCGUUGCAGCUCGAAGAUUUGGCGUGCCCAGAAUCACACUGCACGAUAAGUUAUCUGGAAAAACUCAAAUUAACUGUACAAUGGGGCCCAGCACAGUGCUUUCAAAAAUGCAUGAAGAAAUUUUAGAAAAAUGGUUGAUAACAAUGCCACUAAAACGCUUUCCGAUUUGUAGAGACUCCUUACUAGAUAGUGUCCAGAAAAUUAUAAUAGAUCAAAAAAUUCCCAAUCCAUUCACAGAUAAUAGACCUGGAAAGAAAUGGUAUCAUGCUUUUUUAAAAAGGCACCCUAAUUUGGCGGAAAAAAUACCUGAGAAUUUGUCAAUUGCUCGUGAUAAUGUCUCGGAAAAAGAUAUAAGAAAUUGGUUUCAAGAAGUUGAAAGUUACUUAGAAGAAAAAAAUCUAAAGGAUAUUUUAAAAGAUCCUAACAGAAUUUUUAAUGCGGAUGAAAGUGCAUUUUUUUUAUCACCGAAACCAGGCCCUGUUCUUGCACAGAAAGGUCAAAAACAUUUGUAUACUUCAUGCGGUGAUGACAAAGAAAACCUAACGGUUUUGUUUACUGGCAAUGCUGCUGGCAAAUCAAAUCAAAGCAAAUCUGGGCCAAAACGUUAAAAAAGAAAAUUUUGCUCCACUGCUGAAAAAAGCUAUAGAAAAAUUAACUCCUGAUUGCAUUAAAAACGGAUUCAGGGCCGGAGGCUUGUUUCCAUUUGGUCCCGAUUAUAUCGAUAUGUCCAAAAUCAAAAACAGAGAAGAAGCUUCAGUUAUUCAGUCCAAUCCAGCAUUAACAGAAUUUGUUAAAUAUUUAGAAAAAGAGAUAAUUGGUGUUUUUUCAGAAGAGAAGUUAGCUAUGUUUCAGAAUCUGUUCUAUAAAAAAAGAGACACAGUUGAAAGUGACCUUCCCGAGGAAGACACCGCUUUGUACGUUAUAUGGGCCAAGAACAAAUCUAAAUGCUACUCUGACGACUGUGCAAGUUCAUGCAACAUCCUGCCGACAUCUGAAGUUAUUGAGUCACAUUCGCCAUCAACCCUGGAACCGAUUAAUAUUUCAAUGGAUAUUAUAGACCAUGUAUCUCACUCCGAGACGGUAGUGGCUGAAAAAGAAGUUAUAGACUUCGGAAACUCUUUAACACCUCAAAAUUAUUCUUUAGCCUCAGUUGAAGAUAUAAGAGAACAAUCACCUAUUAUUGUUGACAGCGGUUUUGGAGGGGUUAAUCAAAAUCUUGAAGUUGAAGAUUUUAAUACAUUGCAGAGAGUUGUUGAGUGUACGCCCAAAAAGAUAUCUACAAUUACUCAUCCUCCGUCACCAUCAAUACUUCAGCUUCCCAGUGAUCCAGCUGUUACUGAAAGCAAUGGCAUACCCCAACCUGAAAUAAUAACGACGGCAAACAGUCAGUGGGCAGUAGACAACACAAUCACGUCGAGCAUUGUUCCCGAAAAUAGAUCACCUUUUUUGACUCCAGACAGACCAACACGCGCACCUAUUUCAAGAACUAUUCAUACAGAUAAAAUAGCACCCACAAAAAAAACGAUGGAUGAUGCAUUAGGUAUUAUAGUACCAUCACCUUUUAAAAAGUUUCUUUUUUGGCCGGAAGACGAUAUAAAUAAAAAGAAAAAAAGAAUAAAGAGAGAAAAAAUACCAGCAGCAGUAACAAGCAAGGCAUGGCGCGAAUACCAUGAAAAAAAAGAAAAUGAGAAAAAAAGGCAACAAAAAGAAAAAGAAGAACGAGCGAGAAAACGACAAGAAAAAAAGGAGUUGAAAGAAAACAAUGCAGAAAAGAAAAAGAAAACCAUUUCUAAAAAAAAUAAAAAGAAGAUACCCCGAAUUGAAUCAUCUUCAGAAGAGUCAAGUUUAGAGAUUGAGUUUGCUGAAAGUGAUUGCAGCUAUGCUGAAGAUAAUAUUUCGGAAGAUAACGACAGAGAAAAUAUAAUCAACAAAAUCAGUAAAUCAGUUAACAGUGAAAGAAAACCAUUAAAACGUAAAAAACCUGUGUCUCCCACCACCACUGACUCUGAUUUUGACAUAGAUGCCUCAUGCUCACUUGGCACACUUACUACUAAGAAGAAAGUAAGUAAAACUAGACAAACAAAUAAAAUUACUUCAGGAUGUUACGUAAUAGUAACGUACGAAAAUAAAUACUUUCCCGGGAAGGUAGAAAAGGUAGAGAAUAAUCUAUUCGAAGUCAGUGCAAUGGUUUUGUCAAUGGGCAACACCUUUAGAUGGCCUGAAAAACCAGAUAAAAUAUGGUACAGAUUUGAUCAAAUAAUUGAGGAAAUUGAUACACCCGUGCGUCUCAACAAUAGAGGGUUUUAUAAAAUCAAAGAAAUGCAAAAGUAUUUACCUGACAUAUAUAAUUAAGGAUCUCAGUAAAAAUAUGUGAUAUAUAAAUAUAUAUAUAAUAUAAAAUUUGGUAAAACGUUAGGUAUAUAUAUACUUACUUGGAUAAAAUAUGUGAUCGUUUUAUAGAACUUAGUUGCUCACUCACUUGUUUGUUCCUAACAGAGAUAUACAUAUUUAUUUAAAGGUAAGAGUCACUAGUUCUUCACUUAAUUCUUUUUCUACUUAAUAUAUAUUUUAUAUAGGUAGUAUUUUAAGGUUAACGUCAGACUGAUUAGUAAGUUCUACAAAAGAAACAUUAUUUAAAUUACGAAGAUCUCCUUAGAUUACAGUUAAUGUUAACAUAGAUAUUAUGAGUCAUUUUGAUUUAUAUUUUUUAUAAUUGCAAAAUGCAAUACAGUAGGUUGAACAUCUGCUAUCUACCUUCAUUAUUGUUCCGUAGGUUACGGAUUUUUAUGGUUAAAGUAAUUUGUAAGCAUUGGUGCUACACGCUACAUGUUUAACUUGAAGAAGAAUUAGAUUGAUAUUUUUGAGAAACAGUAGUUAGGUAUAUUGAAAUUAUUCAGAAUUCUAUAAAUGUUAUAAACAUCAACGUUAAAAAAGUUCGUUACUUAUUUAUUUGUAAGUAGUUUAAGUUGUCAGACUGAAUUUUAAUUUUGUAGCAUUUGUACGCAUUUCUGAUAUUUGUAAUUUUAAGUUGUAAGACUGAUUAUUAAAUUUUGUAAUAAUUUGUACGCAUUUGUGAUAUUAGGACGCAUUAUGUGAAAUAAAUACUUAACUAAAUAUUUUACUGUCUUUAAUUACUGGUUUUUCCUAUUUUUACGACAUCAUUGUCGAUAACAGGAUGUUGAUAACUGGGUAGGUGUCGAUAAGUGGUAGUCGAUCGUUGGAUUUUGAAUGUCGAUAACUGGAGAUUCUGAUGAUUUUUUAAAUAUAAUUUAUAUUCUAAUAACCAUUAUUAAUUAAUUUAAAAUUUGCAGCACAUAUUAUUCUUAUACUAUUUCUUUAUGAUUUUCACCAACUUCAAUGGUUCUUGGUAUUAUAGAUUUUGAGUAAUCGCUAUUCAUUGAACAUGAUGCUCUAAAAGUGUUGAUUACUGGUGCCGUCACCCUA